CCUUUGCUCUUGUGUUUUCAGGAAUUCAAAAUGUCCUCAGCCUCUUUUGUGCAGUCCUCACAGAAAAUAAAGUUCUCUUCCAUUCUGCAAGUUUCCAGAGACUUAGCGAUGCUUGUAGAGCCCUGGAAUCUUUAAUGUUUCCUCUUAAGUAUAGUUAUCCUUAUAUUCCCAUUCUCCCGGCUCAGCUACUGGAAGUUCUAAGUUCCCCAACACCUUUUAUUAUUGGAGUACAUUCUGUCUUUAAAACUGAUAUCCAUGAGCUUUUGGAUGUAAUCAUAGCAGAUUUGGAUGGAGGCACUAUUAAAAUUCCUGAAUGUAUUCACCUCUCUGCCCUCCCGGAACCACUUCUACAUCAGACUCAAGUAGCUCUUUCUUUGAUUUUACACCCAGAUUUGGAAGUAGCAGAUCAUGCUUUUCCUCCUCCACGAACAGCUUUAUCCCACUCAAAAAUGCUGGAUAAAGAAGUGCGAGCAGUUUUCCUUAGAUUAUUUGCACAACUUUUCCAAGGAUAUAGAUCAUGCCUACAGCUUAUAAGAAUUCAUGCAGAGCCAGUAAUACAUUUUCACAAAACAGCUUUCUUGGGGCAGCGUGGUUUGGUUGAGAAUGAUUUCCUCACUAAAGUACUCAAUGGAAUGGCAUUUGCAGGUUUUGUUUCAGAAAGAGGUCCUCCCUAUAGAACCUGUGAUCUCUUUGAUGAGUUGGUAGCCUUUGAAGUAGAGAGAAUUAAAAUUGAAGAAAAUAACCCGUUGAAGAUGAUAAAGCAUGUCAGAGAACUUGCUGAGCAACUAUUCAAAAAUGAGAAUCCAAACCCUCAUAUGGCAUUCCAGAAAGUUCCACGCCCAACAGAAGGAUCCCACUUGCGAGUUCAUAUUCUUCCUUUCCCAAAGAUUAAUGAAGCCCGGGUUCAGGAAUUAAUACAGGAAAAUCUUGCUAAGAACCAGAAUGCACCUCCUGCUACACGAGUGGAAAAGAAAUGUGUUGUGCCAGCAGGUCCACCUGUUGUUUCAAUAAUGGAUAAGGUGACGACAGUUUUCAACAGUGCACAGAGACUGGAAGUUGUUAGAAAUUGCAUCUCAUUCAUAUUUGAAAAUAAAACUUUAGAGACUGAAAAGACCCUUCCUGCUGCUAUGAGAGCCCUUAAAGGAAAGGCAGCACGACAAUGUCUCACUGAUGAACUGGGUUUGCAUGUCCAACAAAACCGGGCAAUAUUAGAUCAUCAGCAGUUUGACUACAUAAUAAGGAUGAUGAAUUGUACUCUACAGGAUUGUUCAAGUUUAGAAGAGUACAACAUUGCUGCAGCGUUACUCCCUUUGACCAGUGCUUUUUAUAGGAAACUUGCCCCUGGAGUGAGCCAGUUUGCUUACACCUGUGUUCAGGACCACCCCAUUUGGACAAAUCAGCAAUUUUGGGAGACAACUUUUUAUAAUGCAGUGCAGGAACAGGUUCGUUCCCUGUAUCUCUCAGCCAAGGAGGACAAUCAUGCCCCGCAUCUGAAGCAAAAGGAUAAGCUUCCUGAUGAUCAAUAUCAGGAAAAGACAGCAAUGGACCUGGCAGCAGAACAGCUACGCCUUUGGCCUAGUCUGAGCAAAUCAACUCAGCAAGAGCUGGUGCAACAUGAGGAAAGCACUGUCUUUAGUCAGGCCAUUCACUUUGCAAACCUCAUGGUCAACCUGUUAGUUCCACUAGACACAAGUAAAAACAAGCUCCUAAGAACAUCAGCACCAGGGGACUGGGAGAGUGGGAGCAACAGCAUUGUCACAAACAGUAUUGCAGGAAGUGUAGCUGAGAGCUAUGAUACAGAGAGUGGGUUUGAAGAUUCAGAGAAUAAUGACAUUGCCAACUCUGUUGUGCGGUUCAUUACCCGAUUUAUUGACAAGGUUUGUACAGAGAGUGGAGUUACUCAGGAUCACAUCAAGAGCCUUCACUGCAUGAUACCAGGAAUUGUAGCUAUGCACAUUGAGACCCUAGAAGCAGUGCAUCGAGAAAGUAGAAGACUUCCACCUAUACAGAAGCCCAAGAUUCUUAGACCUGCUCUACUGCCAGGAGAAGAAAUUGUAUGUGAAGGUCUUCGAGUCCUACUGGAUCCUGAUGGAAGAGAAGAAGCCACUGGAGGUCUUGGAGGCCCUCAGCUCCUGCCAGCAGAAGGAGCUUUGUUCCUCACCACAUACCGAAUUCUCUUCAGGGGGACUCCCCAUGAUCAGCUAGUUGGUGAGCAGACGGUUGUGCGGAGUUUUCCCAUUGCCUCCGUCACCAAGGAAAAGAAGAUCACAAUGCAGAACCAGCUACAGCAGAACAUGCAAGAAGGACUGCAGAUCACAUCAGCAUGUUUUCAGUUGAUUAAAGUAGCAUUUGAUGAAGAAGUCAGUCCAGAAGUAGUAGAGAUUUUUAAGAAACAGCUGAUGAAGUUCCGUUAUCCUCAGUCCAUUUUCAGCACCUUUGCUUUUGCUGCUGGACAAACUACCCCGCAAAUAAUUUUACCCAAACAGAAGGAAAAGAACACUUCCUUUCGCACAUUCUCAAAAACAAUUGUGAAAGGUGCCAAAAGGGCAGGGAAAAUGACAAUUGGACGGCAGUAUUUAUUGAAGAGGAGGACAGGAACAAUUGUGGAAGAGAGAGUAAAUCGUCCUGGAUGGAAUGACGAAGAUGACAUAUCUGUUUCAGAUGAUAGCGAACUCCCUACAAGUACCACCCUGAAGGCCUCAGAGAAGUCUACAAUGGAACAGUUAGUAGAAAGAGCUUGUUUCAGAGACUAUCAGCGUUUAGGUUUGGGAACCAUAAGUGGCAGCUCUUCCCGUUCAAAACCAGAGUAUUUUCGAAUUACUGCCUCCAACAGGAUGUAUUCACUCUGCCGGAGGUAA
Messenger RNA from Galeopterus variegatus (Sunda flying lemur), 2858 nucleotides. RefSeq names its product myotubularin-related protein 13. The transcript has 20 exons. Lineage: Eukaryota; Metazoa; Chordata; Mammalia; Dermoptera; Cynocephalidae. The record is from RefSeq and is a predicted model, not a curated record. Gene Ontology annotation, cellular component: cytoplasmic vesicle. The annotation marks the transcript as partial. Gene Ontology annotation, biological process: regulation of Rab protein signal transduction.